GCAAUGGCAAGUUUAAUUAAUUCUACAACAACUUUAAUAAACGAUGCCUACAAUUAUUACCUUUGGACGUUAUCCCUCGCUGAUGAACGAACGAGAGGAUGGCUCUUGGUCGACUCCCCGAAACCUACUUUGAUAUAUACAAUGUUGUAUUUACUCAUUGUAUGGGCUGGGCCAAAGAUCAUGAGAAAUCGAAAAGCCUUCAAGCUAACAUGGGCCCUUGUUCCGUAUAAUCUUGCAAUGGCCUGUCUUAAUGCGUACAUCGCGAUACAAUUAUUCGUAGCAUCUACUAGACUACGUUAUAGUUAUGUGUGUCAACCAAUUAGACAUGUAACUCGUCCAGAUGAAUUGCAGAUUGCCCAUGCUGUCUGGUGGUACUACUUUAGCAAACUUUUGGAGUUCUGUGAUACAUUUUUCUUUAUUUUACGGAAAAAAGAUAAUCAAUUAAGCUUCCUUCAUGUUUACCAUCAUUCUACCAUGUUUUCGUUAUGGUGGAUUGGUAUUAAAUGGGUACCAAGCGGAUCUACUUUCCUUCCAGCAAUGGUAAACAGUUUUAUCCAUGUCCUUAUGUAUUCAUAUUACGGUUUGGCCGCAUUGGGACCCUCCGUAGCUAAAUAUCUCUGGUGGAAAAAAUAUUUGACGAUUCUUCAAUUGAUCCAGUUUACCACUGCCUUGAUUCUUGGCAUCAAUGGUAUUCGAUCAGGAUGCGAUUUUCCACUUUGGAUGCAAUAUGCACUUGUCAUUUACAUGAUCUCCUUUAUCGUUCUAUUUGGAAACUUUUAUGCCAAAGCUUAUAUUGCUAAGGGCAAGCAAGCAUAUGCGGAGAGACAAUUAGAAAAAAUGAAAGUAGAUACUCAAUCGAAAAAAGAAAUUACUGAUGGAACUGUGUGUAAUGGAAAUAUUUCAAAUGGACACGCUAAUGGAUAUGCAAAUGGUGUAUGUAAAAAGAUUCAGUGAAAAAUGCAUUCCAAAGUUCUUCUUUAAAAUAUUAAAGAUCGAAUUAUGAUAUAUAUAUAUACUUAGUUACAAAAUCAAAGUGAAUAGAAAUUGGAAAAUCGAUAACGAUAAACCAAAUCUAUUUGAUCAGAAUUUUUAGUUUUUACAACUACCGUUUUGUUCGCGGUGCUUAAUACAUUAUAAAUCGUUAAAGAAAAAUUGGGUUUAAUAUAAAAAUCCGAUAUUUCUCAAACGAAUUAACAUAAAUGCGAUUAUAUAUCGGCCUGGAAUUUUUUUUAUUUUUGGAUCAGCAACACAAACUUUAACGAAUUGCUGGUCUAAGGUAUUGUAAAUAUAAAUUAGUCAACUUCAUUAGCAGUUUAGUUGUCAGUAGGUGAAUUAUAUAAGAUCCAAUGUGAUCGAUUACGGUAAUGUUAUAUAAGUUUAAACUAAGUGAUCUUUUUGUGACCAGUAAAAUUUGCAUUGUAAAAAAAAAAAAAAAAAAAAAAGAAAAUGAAAUGAAUCGUCAUGUCGAAAACUGCCUUGGUUUUUUCUCGCAAGAUCUAAGGUUAGGAUUCAAAUAUGGCGAUCUCGAAAAGGUUGUACUAACUUUGCACAUUUGACGUCUAGUUGAUACUUUAUCGUGAUAUUUGAGUAUGUUAUACGAACUACACAUACAGCCUCUCUAAAUAAAUGGAAAAUAACAUUUUAACAUAUAAAUUACUAUUAAAAAUUGUAAAAAGUUUUGUUAGAAUUUUAUAGUUAUAUAUCUAACGUUGUCGUCUCUCUUUAUACGGUUUUUUCUUAUUUAAUGAAAUUUUUUAUGAAUAUGACUUUUGUGAAAUAAUAAUAAAAUGUUAUUACCCUCAAAAAUUAAUUUGUUUAUAACAAAUUAGCAGUAAUAGUCAAAUUUUUAUUUGGACAUAAUGUGAAACAAAAACUAAUUCACUAUGUCAAUUGGUAAGAUAUUAAUAAAUUAGCUAAAGAUUUAUAUAAAACAUUUUUCUACAAUUAAUAUUUUACAAAUACAAAUAUUAUGUGCGCGUAAUGUAUUAUUAUGUCUGUAGAAAAUUUUACACAUUCCACUACUAAAAAGUAUCAAAAUAAUAAGACUUUUUAUACACAGAAUUUUCUGAAAACUUGAAAAAAUAUAGAUAUUAUCGCACAAAUGAAAAAAUCGUCCAUAAAAACAAAAUAUCAUCACGAAAUUUUUAAAUUCAUUUUUGAAUCAAAGUAUAAAAAAGUACAUAAUAUAUAAUCAUUUAUAAAAAUUAAUUGGAAUUUUUUAUACAUAUUUGUUUAUUUAAACUACUUUUAUAAUUAUUAAAAAUUAAAAUUGUUAUUAUGUUUUAUUACUAGCGAAAUAUGUACAAGAACAUUGCAAUUGUUAUAAAAAGCGCAUUGCUGCGCAAUGCAAUAAAUCAACAAAUGCA
Molecule: messenger RNA, 2366 nt
Organism: Apis mellifera (honey bee)
Lineage: Eukaryota; Metazoa; Arthropoda; Insecta; Hymenoptera; Apidae
Product: elongation of very long chain fatty acids protein 4
Exons: 6
Coding region: 4-954 (316 amino acids)
Biological process (GO): fatty acid elongation, polyunsaturated fatty acid; very long-chain fatty acid biosynthetic process; fatty acid elongation, saturated fatty acid
Cellular component (GO): endoplasmic reticulum membrane
Molecular function (GO): fatty acid elongase activity
Source: RefSeq, a predicted model, not a curated record